GGGCAAGUCCCGAAACAGACAGCAUUACCGUGACAGGUAUCAUUCAGCAAAGAUCUGUCAGUGGACAGAGCCAUGAAGUCGUUGUUCGCCGUCCUGUUGAUAGCCUUCGUGGCUGACGCUGCUCCAGGGAUUGGUCAUGGUCUUGGAGGACUCGGCGGACUUGGCUACGGCGGACUUGGAGGUCUCGGUGGUCUUGGCUACGGAGGUCUUGGAGGGCUCGGUGGACUUGGCUACGGUGGACAUGGACUUGGUCUAGGCUUAGGCCUAAAUGGUGGAUUCGGUGGAGGAUAUGGCGGAUACGGUGGUCUCUUGAGCGCUGGUAACUAUGCCAACGGAUACAGUCAUUCCACUGGAUACAGUCAUGGAAACCACAUUGGCAAACAGUUUGGAGGAUUAGGUGGACUGUCACAUGGUCAUCUUAACAAACACAUUGGUAAAAGAAGUGCUGAUCCCGAGCCUGGAUUAGCCCUUGGAGGACUUGGAGGACUUGGCCAUGGAGGAAUUGGCUAUGGAGGGCUUGGAGGACUUGGAGGACUUGGCCAUGGAGGCCUUGGCCAUGGAGGCCUUGGCUAUGGAGGACUAGGAGGACUUGGAGGGCUUGGCCAUGGAGGCCUCGGUUAUGGAGGCCUUGGACUUGGGGGUCUGGGCUUAGGCCUAAACGGUGGAUUCGGCGGUGGAUACGGUGGCUACGGUGGCCUCUUGGGUGCUGGUAACUAUGCCAAUGGAUACAGCCACUCCACUGGAUACAGUCACGGAAAUCACAUUGGAAGCAAGUUGGGAGGACUAGGUGGGCUGUCACAUGGUCAUCUUAACAAACACAUUGGUAAGCGAAGUGCUGAUCCUGAGCCUGGAUUAGCCCUUGGAGGACUUGGAGGACUUGGCCAUGGAGGCCUUGGCUAUGGAGGACUUGGAGGACUAGGAGGACUUUGGCCAUGGAGGCCUCGGUUAUGGAGGCCUUGGACUUGGUGGUCUGGGCUUAGGCCUAAACGGCGGAUUCGGCGGUGGAUAUGGUGGCUAUGGUGGCCUCUUGGGUGCUGGAAACUAUGCCAAUGGAUACAGCCACUCCACUGGAUACAGUCACGGAAAUCACAUUGGAAGCAAGUUAGGAGGACUAGGUGGGCUAUCACAUGGCCACGCCAACUUAUUGGGAAAGUAAAGAUCUGCCACUAAUCCUGUAUCAGAAUAAACCAUAUCGAUUAUUACUGGACCUACUGGAAAAACAGAAACAUGAUCCCAGACUUAGUACUCUGGAAGCUCAUAUUUCUUAUUGUACAAUAAAUGCAUGCAUUGAUAAAAUAAAUCUAUUAUUCACUGUAAA
Macrobrachium nipponense is the source of this 1318-nucleotide messenger RNA. RefSeq lists its product as uncharacterized. NCBI's taxonomy places the organism in Eukaryota, Metazoa, Arthropoda, Malacostraca, Decapoda, Palaemonidae. The transcript is spliced from 2 exons. Bases 73 to 1170 code for a protein of 365 amino acids. The record is from RefSeq and is a predicted model, not a curated record.